GUCGUGCUUUUAUUCUGAAGUAAAUGGCCGGAAGCGUCUAGCUAGCUUCACGGAAGCGGAAGAGCGGUGUGUCACUUCCAGGAAACAAACGGUACCGAUCAUUGAUCUUCGGUUCGGUUCAGUUCGGUUCGGUUCAGUCGCUCGGUGUCGGUCAGCGCGUCUCUCUCGACAUCAAGCCGCAGCCCGGAGGCCUCGGAGCGGACUCGGAGCUGCUGCUGUUAGCCUAGCCUGGUUAGUUAGCUCAGUUUGAUCCGAUCCGGACCGGGUCGGCGCCGUCUGAGCCAUGGGAGCCCACCGCAGCGAGGGAGGCCGGGACUGGCUGGAGCAGGACGGCCCGGAGCAGCCGGAACAGAGCCCGAAGCCGUGGAACGUGAUGAUCAAACACAGACAGAUUCACAGACGAGGCCGCCGCUCACACAUGACAGUCAGCUACACGGAUCCUCAGGUGUCCAUGGACCUGCUGAGGGCGGUGCUUCAGCCCAGCUUCAAUGAUGACAUCAUGGCUGUGUUCAGGAAGUACCAGAAGUUCUUUGAGAAAGCAGCGGAGAACGUGAAGGAGAACGUUGGCGAUGACGUUCAAACUGAUCAGCUGAUCCGAGAGGCCUGCAGGAAUGUUCUGGAACACGCCAAACAGCUGUUUCCAGAGGGGGAGGUGAAGAGAGCGGGGUCAGAGGUCGCCAUCAAGAGGUCCAGACCUGUGGAUGAGGACUACUGCCAGAGAGGAAGCCCCCUCCUCAAGAAGAGGAGGACUCGUCCAGGUUCGGCGGCUGUCUCUUCUGAUCGACCCCACACCUUCUCCAAUCAAGUGAAGCUCAAGUCUGAACCCAUCAAGAGAGAAGGACCAAAGUGGAACCCGUCCAGACUGAACGACGGCAGCACGUUUGUUCUUGGCUCAAGAGCCAACAAGGCACUAGGGAUGGGCGGGACCCGAGGACGCAUCUACAUCAAACAUGCUGAUCUGUUUAAGUAUGCAGCAGAUGCGAAGGAUAAGCAGUGGUUGGCAGAGAGACAUCACAUGAGAGCGACAGGAGGGAAGAUGGCCUACCUGCUGAUCGAGGAGGACAUUCAGGAUCUGUCUCGCAGUGAUGAAUAUAAGGACUGUCCGGACGUCCGGAUGGACGAGUUGAAGCCGUUCUCAGUUCCUCUGUGGAUGGUGGAGAAGAUGCAGCGAGCCAUGGAGGCUCAGAGAGACGCUGACCUCUGAUCCCCCAACAUGUGACCAUCAGCCUCUCAUCUGAUUGGCUGCUUCUAUUUUUUAUUUGACUGUUUGUAGAAAAAUGCAAUAAAACUUCUAAAACGA
Larimichthys crocea (large yellow croaker) is the source of this 1300-nucleotide messenger RNA. RefSeq names its product deoxynucleotidyltransferase terminal-interacting protein 1. Bases 284 to 1204 code for a protein of 306 amino acids. The record is from RefSeq and is a predicted model, not a curated record. The transcript is spliced from 13 exons. Gene Ontology annotation, molecular function: DNA binding; nucleosome binding. NCBI's taxonomy places the organism in Eukaryota, Metazoa, Chordata, Actinopteri, Sciaenidae. Gene Ontology annotation, cellular component: nucleus.